AUGGGCCCCCCAGCUCCUCCUGCUCCAACUCCAGAGGAACAAGUGUUGAUUCGGCGAAAAGCUGCCUCAGACCUUGUCUCUUUGAUUCCGCCUCGAAUAGCGAGGAAUUUCUUCUCGGCCGAGGACGAUGAGGACGUGGUGGACGAGGUAGAGGAGGUGAUUCUGGGGUGGACGGACGAUCUCGAUUUGAACAAGUAUCUUGUUUAUGGGUUGUUGGAGACCAUCAUCCUGAAGAUCUGCCCUGAGAUGGUGGACAAGACACCAACAGAGCUAUUGGCCGAGCGAGGUGUCAACUUCGCAGAGAAUGGGGCAGAAGAUGUGGAUGACGUGAAGAGUAUAGAAUCGGGCUUGAUUUAG
Molecule: messenger RNA, 357 nt
Organism: Exophiala mesophila
Lineage: Eukaryota; Fungi; Ascomycota; Eurotiomycetes; Chaetothyriales; Herpotrichiellaceae
Exons: 1
Coding region: 1-357 (118 amino acids)
Source: RefSeq, a predicted model, not a curated record